ACUAUUAAUAACUCCGUCAAAUAACUACUCAAAAGAACCUCUUUAUCUCUCUCGUUUUAUGAUCUCUCUCGUCUAUCAUUCAAAGAAACAAAAAGAAUGAGAAAGAAAGUAAGUAGUAGUGGUGACGAAGGAAACAAUGAGUACAAGAAAGGUUUGUGGACAGUAGAAGAAGACAAAAUCCUCAUGGAUUAUGUCAAAGCUCAUGGCAAAGGUCACUGGAAUCGUAUUGCCAAAAAGACUGGUCUCUUUCCUCUCUAUCUCUCUCUCUAAUCGUAUUGACAUAAUUUAUGAAUUCUUUGUCACAUGAUUUUCUUUUACGAAUGGUUUAAAGUUAAGGUUCUAUAUAUUAUAUAUGUUAUUUUAGAUUUAACUUUUAAUCUAUGUUAAUAGAGUCCAUAUAUCGCAAAAGCAACUUGAAUCAGGAUAUUUAUCUAGGGUCACCUUUUUGUUGUUUUUAUUUUUAUGAAUUAAGGUCCUCAGUUAAAUAAUUGUAUAUGUGUGUUAGGUUUAAAGAGAUGUGGAAAGAGUUGUAGAUUGAGGUGGAUGAAUUAUCUCAGCCCUAAUGUGAAAAGAGGCAAUUUCACCGAGCAAGAAGAGGAUCUUAUCAUUAGGCUCCACAAGUUGCUUGGUAAUAGGUGGUCUUUAAUUGCUAAAAGAGUGCCGGGUCGAACGGAUAAUCAAGUGAAGAACUAUUGGAACACGCAUCUUAGUAAGAAACUCGGAAUCAAAGAUCAGAAAACCAAACAGAGCAAUGGUGAUAUUGUUUAUCAAAUCAAUCUCCCGAAUCCUACCGAAACAUCAGAAGAAACGAAAAUCUCGAAUAUUGUCGAUAACAAUAAUAUCCUCGGAGAUGAAAUUCAAGAAGAUCAUCAAGGAAGUAACUACUUGAGUUCACUUUGGGUUCAUGAGGAUGAGUUUGAGCUUAGCACACUCACCAACAUGAUGGACUUUAUAGAUGGACACUGUUUUUGAUGUGUUUUCUGCUUUUGUUAUUUUAGUAUUCGUUUAUGUUUUGUUAUUUUCAAAGCUGAUCAAACACUAAUACAUCAACAGUCUUAGAUUAAAAGUUGUUGAUGUGGUAGUGUAUGAUUGGCUAAGUCUAUUAAUUAGGUGAACUUUCUUGGGUUAACUCUAAUGUAUAUGCUUAAAAACUCUAUAUGCAUCGAUUAAUGUUUUAAAUGUUUCUUCAAUUUCUUCCUAAGCAAAAU
Messenger RNA from Arabidopsis thaliana (thale cress), 1208 nucleotides. RefSeq names its product myb domain protein 66 (gene MYB66). Gene Ontology annotation, cellular component: nucleus. The record is from RefSeq and is marked reviewed. Bases 544 to 972 code for a protein of 142 amino acids. NCBI's taxonomy places the organism in Eukaryota, Viridiplantae, Streptophyta, Magnoliopsida, Brassicales, Brassicaceae. Gene Ontology annotation, biological process: plant epidermis development; cell differentiation; system development. Gene Ontology annotation, molecular function: DNA binding. The transcript has 2 exons.